Molecule: messenger RNA, 975 nt
Organism: Rotaria sp. Silwood1
Lineage: Eukaryota; Metazoa; Rotifera; Eurotatoria; Philodinida; Philodinidae
Source: the annotation of a GenBank genome assembly
AUGACUUUGUGCUUUGAUGGAAAGCGCAAAUUAUCCUUUCGUUCUGAUCGUGUUAAAUGUGUGGAUAUUCAUUCAAAUGAACUAUGGAUCUUAGCAACACUUUACAAUGGUCAUGCACAUAUCUACAAUUAUGAUACUCAACAAUUAAUAAAAACAUUCGAAAUAUGUGAUGUACCUGUCCGUACCGAUGAUAUGACGAUUAAAUUAUGGGAUUGGGACGCUCAAUGGGCAUUGAAACAAACUUUUGAAGGACACACCCAUUAUGUUAUGCAAAUAGCAAUCAAUCCAAAGGAUGAUAAUAGUUUUGCUUCUGCUUCUCUUGAUCGCACCGUCAAGGUUUGGCAGUUAGAAUCUACUCAACCGACUUUUACUUUGGAAGGCCAUGAAAAAGGUGUUAAUUGUGUGAAUUAUUGUUCGGAUUGUGAUAAACCAUAUGUAGUUUCCGGUGGUGAUGAUCAUCUAGUUAAAAUCUGGGAUUAUCAAAACCAAGUUUGCGUAAAAACAUUAGAAGGGCAUUCACAAAAUGUUGGUUGUGUGGCUUUUCAUCCUGAAUUACCAAUUAUUUUGAGUGGUUCUGAAGAUGGAACAGUCAAAUUAUGGCGUUCGGAUAGUUAUUGUCUCGAAUCAACAUUGAACUUUGGUCUUGGAAGAUGUUGGACGAUAUCAUGUUUGAAAGGCUCGAAUAAUGUAGCUGUUGGUUAUGAUGAAGGAACAUUGAUGAUUAAGGAUAAAGGAACCAUCGACUGGUUCGUUAGCCAAGAUGUGGCAGAUCCAACCAAGUUUGCCAUCGUAGAGCGGUAUGAGCAGCAGAGUGAUCUGCAGACUCAUAUCAACAAUCCAUACUAUAAACUGUUCGGUGCAUAUGUGAAACCACUUUUAUCGAAACCCUUGGAACUUCACAGCGUUGAAGAAUUGGAUACGUCAAAAGAAGUUGAGGUUCCUCCACAAACAUGGUCGGAUGAAGCAGACAACUAA